Messenger RNA from Paramuricea clavata, 3574 nucleotides. The record is from the annotation of a GenBank genome assembly. NCBI's taxonomy places the organism in Eukaryota, Metazoa, Cnidaria, Anthozoa, Malacalcyonacea, Plexauridae.
AUGUCAGUUGAAAACUCGAUGAUACCAUCAUCUGUACCAGAGCAACUAAAAAAUUUGACUCAAAUUGAGGAAAUGUUGAUUGCUCGUGCUCUACCAAUAAUGAGAGUAUAUAUUAAACCUGGUGUUCAACGAGGUUUUUCAGGGCAUUGUAUUAACCUGCCUCAAAAUGUCAGAGAACUUGCAACAUCUUUGCCCAGAUAUCCCAAAGAUCUGACUGUAAUUAUACUCAAAAUGAAAGGUAGAGAAAACACAUUUAGAGAUGUGAUUGUGCGAAAGCAGAAAGUAAACAGUGCUUUACUCUGGUUAAUUAAUAAUAAUCCCCAUUAUUCUGACUUGACAAUAAAUGAAGAUGCAUUAAAUACUUUACCAGAAAAUGGUGUUCCUGCUAAUCUCAUGUCUAUUGAGACUGAAGAUGAUAUUGUAUCAGAUAGUGAUUCUCCUGCUGCUGCAGGUCCUCCCACUGACAAUCCUUUUGAGGAUAUUGUUUAUAAUGACUCAACUGAAAUGAGUAGUUUUUUACCUGUUGGUGAACAACAACAGCAGGAAAUAGAAGCUGUUCGAAAUCAGCUUUCAGAAAAUGAACCAAUGUCUUGGCCGUCACUUGAGAAUGAACCUCUGAAUGAAUAUCAGAUUUCUCAUCUUGCCACAAUGGCUUUCCCAACAUUAUUCCCUGAUGGUAAAGGGGAUCCUACUAACCAAGGUCUUCUGAGAGAUGUCCCUCUACAAGAACGGAUUAAGCAUCUUUUAAAAUUUGCUGAAUGUAUUGAUGGUAAAUGGGUUUACCGGUUCGCCAGCCAUCCCAGAUUUUCAUAUUGGGCUUUCAAUAUGAUUCAAAGAAAACGUAUUCUUCAGCAAAGUGGAAUUUUCCUCAAACAAAAUCCAGGUGAAGCACAUCUUACCAUUGAUGAACUACGGGAAAUGGCUGACAGUAACAAUGCCAAUUUAUUUAUGUCCAAAAUAUCUAGAUAUGUCGGCAAUAUUGCUGGUACUAAUACAUAUUGGAAUAGAGUAAGAGAUGAGCUGAAAGCUAUUAUAACCAAUGUUGGAGCACCAACAUUGUUUUUUACUUUUUCCUCUGCUGACAUGCAUUGGCCAGAGCUCCAUGCUUUAUUUAAUGCAGGAGGAAACGAAAAUCAAAAUGAUAACCAAACCAGCGGGACAAGGCGACAAAAUGUUAUUAACAAUCCUCAUAUUGUUGAUUGGUUUUUCACCCAAAGAUUAGAAAGCUUUGUGAAACACUGGCUUUAUGAUACACUUGGUGCAAAAUGGCACUGGUUUAGGUACGAAUACCAAGGUAGAGGUAGUAUUCUUUGUCAUGGUACUGCCAAACUAAAUAAUGACCCAGGAUUGUGUCAGCUGACUCAGAUUGCUUUGAAAGGAUUCUUAGCACAGAAAGUGAAAGAUGAAAAUGAUCUUUCUGACACAGUUGAACUUGACCAAGAUAUUGAAGCCGGUCAUCAAGCUGCCAACACUGUAUGUCAAUAUGUUGAUUGGUUGCUUUCAACUGGCAAUCCAAAUCCACCAGAUGACAACAUGUGGAUCAGACCUGAAGUUCAUCCAUGUCAACAACAACAUUCGGAUAUUUCCGAACAUGAUAAACAGUCAGACUAUGUUGAUCUGCUAAACAUGGUACAACGACACACUCGUUGUAGCACAGGUUAUUGCCUUAGAAAAAAGUCAAACGAAUCUGAAUUGAAAUGUAGAUUUCAUUUUCCUUUCGAACAUUGUCCUCAGACAAAACUAGAGUUUGAAAAUGUUCAUACUUCAGGUGAUAGUGAACAUUAUCGAGCCAAAAUAGUUACUAAGAGAAAUGACUCCAGAGUUAACAAUCACCAACAAAUUCAACUGCAAGGUUGGAGAGCUAAUUGCGAUAUACAAGUUGCAAUUGAUCAUUAUGCUUGUGUUGAGUAUUUAACCAAGUAUGCCGCUAAAGAUGAACCAAGAUCUUCUGUAUUGAAACAAGCAUUUAAUUCAAUAAUGCGAAAUAUUGACAAUAACACUGACCCACAUAGAGCAAUAAAGAAAGUAGUAAUGAAAUCUCUUGGUGAAAGAGAUUAUGCUGCCCAGGAGACAACGCAUCAUUUAAUGUCUCUCAAACUUCACAGUUCAUCAUUCAAAGUUAUACCAGUUAGUCUGAACGGCUCACGCAGAGUGCGUGAUAUCUCAUGUAUUGACGAAGGUGAAUCAUGUACUGAUUAUUCACUAUUAGAUGUGUAUGCUAACCGUGAGCAAUAUAGUACCUCACCUGAAGUAAUAAAUAUGAACUUUGUUCAGUUUGCUACAACUUAUAAAGUUGUUAAAGAUAAAUUAACUAAGUUACCUGAGAAUGUUAUACCAAGAAUAUUUCCGACAUAUUCUCCUAAUCCAAAGGGACCGAAUUUUGCCUCUUAUUGCAAGUAUCAACUUCUAAGGUACAAGCCUUGGAAAUUAUCUCAAAAUAAUGCAUGGGGUGACCAAGAGCCAUCCGAUGAGAUUUUUAUCAAUUCUUGGCAUGAGUUUUUACAAAUACCAUAUGGACAAGCGAAUGUCCCUGAUUGGUUUGAUAAGCUACAAGCUGUGGUUCAAAGUCAAGAAACAGACGAUGAACCUGCUGUAGAGCAGGAAGUAACUCGAGAGGAGUGGAUGAUAUUAUCUGACCUCAAUACUCCAUUUGAAAACUCAGAGCAAUUACCUGGGUUGACACAUGACUGGCAUGGUGACAGAGAAUGUUAUUCCGAUCAACAAAUUCAUGAAAUGCCAACAUGGAUAAAAACAAACAAAGAGGAAUUCACUGUUGACGAGCAAUACGAAGACGUUGACAUCACCAGUUUCAGUGACAUGCAAAACUUAGCUUAUCAUAUUGUUCAGUCUCAUUUUGACGAAAUUUCUUUGAAGAAAGAGCCAUUGUGCCUAAUUAUUAAUGGAGUUGCUGGCACUGGUAAGAGUUAUCUUAUUAAUGCAAUACGAAACUUAUUGCAAAACAAAUGUGCUGUAACUGCUACAACAGGUAAAGCUGCUUAUAAUAUUAAAGGUGUGACAAUACAUUCUUUAUUAAAACUACCUAUUGGUUCAAGAGGCGCCAAAGAUCUCACUGGUCAAAGCUUAUGUAGAUUACAGCAAAAUCUUAAAGAUAUUAAUUACAUCAUUAUUGAUGAAUAUUCAAUGCUUGGCCAAGUUACUUUCGGCUGGAUAGACAAACGAUGUAAACAAGCCACUGGCUGUCAUGAUAAAGUAUUUGGUGAAAAAUCAUUAAUUUUGACUGGAGAUCCUGGUCAACUACCACCUGUGGCUGAUAAACCUUUGUAUCAUGCUAAACCAUCCAAUGCUGUGGGUGAGCAAGGACAUCAAGCUUACAGAAUGUUCGAUAAAGUCAUUAAACUCACUGUGAAUCAAAGAGUGCAAGGUAUGACAUCUGAUCAAGUGUUGUUCAGAGAUUUAUUAUUGCGCCUUCGAAAAGGUGAAUCAACAUUAGAUGAUUGGAAAUUACUUCUUACACGUCAACCAUCAAGUGUCAGUAAUUUAUCAGAAUUUGAUGAUGCAACUAGACUUUUCUAUAGUAAUGAACAAGUUGCUAAUUACAAUCAUGAACAGCUAA